AUGGCCGAUGCUGCUUUACACAAGGAUAGAGGCUACAAUGCGAACACUCAUUUUAUUAUCACUCAGCAUAUUGAAUGGGCAGCACUUCUUCCUAGUGGUCAUCUAGUGUGUAAUGUUUUAGCAUUGGUAAUGAUUUACAAACUCUAAAAGGAGAUGCGAGAGAUUCUUGGCUUUGCUGUGGAUGUUCUUGUAGCGUUUAAAGCCACCUCGAAAAUUGUGACUCGUGACAGCUACCGUGUCGAGUUUAAAGAACCUCUCAAGGGGAGAAAUUUUUAG
Hymenoscyphus albidus is the source of this 276-nucleotide messenger RNA. The record is from the annotation of a GenBank genome assembly. NCBI's taxonomy places the organism in Eukaryota, Fungi, Ascomycota, Leotiomycetes, Helotiales, Helotiaceae.